Molecule: messenger RNA, 1587 nt
Organism: Eucalyptus grandis
Lineage: Eukaryota; Viridiplantae; Streptophyta; Magnoliopsida; Myrtales; Myrtaceae
Product: cytochrome b561 and DOMON domain-containing protein At5g47530
Exons: 3
Coding region: 82-1317 (411 amino acids)
Source: RefSeq, a predicted model, not a curated record
CACUUCUCCUCCAUUUCUUGAUCAUCUCAUCUUGCAUUUUUCGUCCACCAAACUUAAAAAAUUCUCUUUAGAAAAGGUACUAUGCAGAGUGCUUCGAUGAGGUCCGUGUUUUUUCUAUGGGCCCUCAUGGUGUUUUCUCUUUGCGUUUCGCGCUCUCGUGCGCAGACCUGCCGGAACUACACGUUCACCAACAAGAACACCUACGCCUUGUGCGUCGACCUCCCCGUGCUGAGCUCCUUCCUCCACUGGAACUACACGCAAUCGACCGGCACGGCCGACGUCGCGUUCCGGCACACGGGCGCCUCGACUUCGAGGUGGAUCUCGUGGGCGAUAAACCCCAAGGGGCAGAGGAUGGUGGGGUGCCAGGCGCUCGUGGCCUACAUGACCACGAGUGGGUCGAUGUACGCCUACACGUCGAGCGUCGACAGCUACAGCACGGACUUGCCGGAGGGGGCCCUGAGCUUCGGGGUGCCGAGUAUAUCGGCGACGUAUGAGAACGGCGAGAUGACGAUAUUCGCGAGGUUGAAACUCGGGACGAGCAUGACGAGCGUGAGCCAGGUGUGGGAAGAGGGUCCGAUGAAUGGGCCCGGAACCCCCGGCAGGCAUUCCAUGGGAGGAGCCAAUGUGCGAUCGACGGGGACGCUCAACUUCUUGUCUACGUCUAGCACGUCGGGUGGCGGAUCGCCAUCGGGAUCAUCGGGAAUCAGCUCGACGGAGCGGAAAAAGAAUGUUCAUGGGGUUUUGAAUGCUGUGAGCUGGGGAGUACUGAUGCCAACGGGAGUGCUGUUGGCGAGGUACUUGAAGGUGUUCAAGUCAGCAAAUCCAGCUUGGUUUUAUCUCCACGUGACGUGCCAGACAUCUGCCUAUGCCGUUGGCAUCGCCGGUUGGGUCACCGGCCUGCGGCUCGGCGACGAGGGCGGAGGCAGCAGCGUGGGCACUCAUGGCAACAUUGGCAUGGCCCUCUUCAUCCUCGCAACUCUUCAGGUUUUUGCUCUUCUCCUGAGGCCUAAGCCGGACCACAAGUACAGACUCUACUGGAACAUAUACCACCACUCUUGUGGGUACACUGCGAUCGCGCUGAGCAUCGUCAACGUGUUCAUUGGCUUGGACCUUUUGGACCCGACGAAGGUGUGGAAGCGGACGUACAUCAUCAUCCUUGUAGUCCUAGGCUGCGUCGCCCUGAUCAUGGAGCCGGUUACGUGGGCCGUCGUGAUCAAGAAAAGGAGGAGAGAGAGAUCCCAGAAGCACCCGGCCGUCGGCAUGAACGGUGCUCAUAGCAAUGGCUAUAACGGCAGAUCCCAUGAGGACGGUGUUUAGAUCCGUUGGUAUCGUGUUUGAUUAGCAUAUGUACCGCGUUACGAGCAGCUAUUGCGUUCGUACCGAGGACACUCACGUCUUUUAUUUUGACCGUUUCUUGUUCUUCUUCCGUUUCGAUAGAUCCCGUGUUGGUAGGUCGUACAUGUCCGAUAUGGCUAUCGUUGAUACUUUGUACUUUAUUGGGUAGGUAUAUCAUAUCAUCAUGGUUAUUCAUGACGACGAUUUUGUACCUAUUAGGCAUUGACAGCGCUUUAUUUAUCAUAAUGUAUC